This is a messenger RNA of Acanthopagrus latus (yellowfin seabream), 1972 nucleotides long. It is a transcript of the gene rdh1, whose product is annotated as retinol dehydrogenase 1. The transcript is spliced from 6 exons. NCBI's taxonomy places the organism in Eukaryota, Metazoa, Chordata, Actinopteri, Spariformes, Sparidae. The record is from RefSeq and is a predicted model, not a curated record. The coding region runs from base 68 to 1078 and encodes 336 amino acids.
ACACACUGAAGCACAUCAUCACACCCUGAUAGGACCGAGAGCGAGGGGAGCGACACCGUAGUGAGUCAUGGUGCCGACUGACAAUCUGACGUCAUGCUUAUUAGAGGUGAUACUGUCACACCCGGCCUUGUCCUGUGCUCUACUUGUGGCCACUGUGGCUGCCAUCCGCUGGUACAUCAGAGAUUCCUACAAGGUCGAAGGCUUCAGCCAGAAGCAUGUGUUCAUCACAGGUUGUGACAGCGGCUUUGGGAACCUGCUGGCCCGGCAGCUGGACGGAAAGGGGUUCCACGUCAUAGCUGCAUGUCUCACAGACAAAGGGGCGGCAGAUCUGUCGGCGGCGGCCUCCUCCAGACUGAAGACCGUGCUGCUGGAUGUUACAGACAGCGAGAGCGUCAGGAGGGCGGUGGAGUUUGCGAGCAAAGAGGUCGGACAGCGAGGUCUGUGGGGUUUGGUGAACAAUGCUGGAAGGUCCGUACCUAUCGGCCCCACAGAAUGGAUGCAGCUGGAGGAUUUCACAAAGGUCCUGGAUGUGAAUCUGAUAGGAGUCAUUGACGUGACCCUCCAGUUUCUGCCCCUGCUGAAAAAGGCCAAGGGCAGGGUGGUAAACGUGGCCAGUAUCUUGGGCAGACUGUCCCUCACUGGUGGAGGAUACUGCCUGUCCAAAUUUGGAGUGGAAGCCUUCUCCGACUCCCUCAGAAUCAACAUGCAACCAUUUGGCAUCAAAGUGAGCAUCAUUGAGCCCGGUUUCUUCAAGACAGCUGUCACCAGGUUGGACAUUAUCGAAGCUGACCUGAAGAGGCUGUGGAGUCGCCUCCCUCAAGAAGUCAAAGACUCAUACGGACCUACGUACUUUGAUAAGUAUGUGAAAGCUCAGGACUUCUCCUUGAACAUCCUCUGCAGUCCAGAUAUCUCUAAGGUGACCGCGUGCAUGGAGCACGCGCUGACGGCUCAGUUCCCACGCACACGUUACGCCGCAGGCUGGGAUGCAAAGUUUUUCUGGAUUCCUCUGUCCUACAUGCCUUCAUUUGUUUCAGACUUUGUCACCCAUUUGCUUCUCCCUCCACCGAAAGCGAACUGAACCGCUCCCUCAUUGGAACCACUGUGAAACGAUGCAGAUAUUUUGGUAACACUUUAAAUACAUUUCUUGGCAACUUCUAACUGGUUUUCUGCUGAUCGAGCCAAUAAGUAUACAAGUUAAUUUCUAACUAGUUCCUGACAAACAUCUGCUGACGGUGCAAGCUGAAUUUCGGCUCUAACUUCCCCUCAGCAGGCCACUAAACUGAGGUGAGCUGCUGCAGCUUAAUUUCCAACCAGUUUCUGUCCAACUUCUGCUGGUCAGUAAAUUGUCAGUAACCAUUUACUAGUUCACCACUUUCUGUCACUUAGGCAGGCCAAUUUUUCUAACAAUUUGCUUAAAUGUCAGGUUUUAUAGUUUUAGUUAAGCUAGCUGAACUACCCAGGGAGUGCUUGUACUAGGAGCUUUGGACUGCUGGGAGAAAGAUGUUAUCCUGCUCAGGGCUAGCUGGUUAGAAUAAUACAUAGACAUCUUUGACAUGAUAUUAAAACUGAUACUUUACUGACCAGCAGAAGUUGGACGGAUAUUAAGCUGCAACAACUCACUUCAAUUGAGUCCCCUGCUGAGGGGAAGUUAGACAGAAACAAGUUGGAAGUUUCCUGGAAGUGUACUACAGAAGCUAUCAGCUGUUUCUUAACGUCCUCUUAAGGAAAAAGCAGAAUGUAAGUAUCAAAUCAUAUUGGGGUCAUUUUCAGUCAAUUUUGGGGUAAUAACUGGGGUAAUUUUAGAGUCAUUUCAAAGUAAUUUCAGAUACAUUGCUUGGUUAUUACCAGCAUCUUACCAUCAAAUUUAAAGACCUGUAAAAUGAAGUGUUACUUAAUAUUCUGCCGACACUGAUGUAUGUUUAAAGUGUGUUGUGACAAUUAAAUAAAAUAAAAAGGUGUCAAGGCUGUGUUA